UGCUUGCUUUAUACGUUUGAUUUUUUCUAGUUAUCUGUUUUCAUAUUUUAGAUUUUCUUCAACUUUAUCUUUUGUUAGUGGAUCUCAUUUUUCUAAAGAAGCAUUCUAUACCAAAGCUAAUCCUCUUGUUUGCUAGUACAGUUUCAAAAUAUUCUCACUUUCUCGGUCAAUGGAGUCAACCUUCUUUGUUUAGUAUAAGUCUGUUUUGCAACUUCUUCAUCCGCAUAGCUCUCUUUAAAGCUCUCUGAUAUUAUUAAUCCUCUCUCCAAUAAUAUAUACUAACUAAUGGAUUCUUCUUCUUCUUUUAUCCUUACCACUGUUGCUGCUGCAAUAGGCUUCUUCACGCUUCUUAGAAAUCUCAGAUGCCAUCAAGAAGAUGACAAAGAAAAUAAUUCUUCUUCUUCUACUUCAUCACCUCCGUCUUCUUCAUCGUCUUUGUCUCCUCCAUCGUCUUUGGAUCGCAUCUGGACACACCAUGUGUUUCCAAGUUUUCGAGGGGAAGAUGUCCGUAGAGACUUUCUUAGUCACAUUCAGAUGGAGUUUCAAAGAAUGGGAAUCACACCAUUCAUUGAUAAUGAGAUCGAGAGAGGACAAUCCAUCGGUCCUGAACUCAUUCGAGCAAUUAGAGAAUCCAAGAUCGCAAUUAUCUUGCUGUCAAGAAACUACGCUUCUUCGAGCUGGUGUCUUGACGAAUUGGCGGAGAUUAUGAAGUGCAGGGAAGAAUUGGGUCAAACAGUUUUGGCUGUUUUCUAUAAAGUGGAUCCAUCUGAUGUAAAGAAGCUGACCGGAGAUUUUGGAAAAGUCUUCAAAAAAACAUGUGCCGGUAAAACAAAAGAGCACGUUGGGAGAUGGAGACAAGCUUUGGCAAAUGUCGCCACAAUCGCCGGUUACCAUUCGACCAACUGGGAUAAUGAAGCGACCAUGAUUAGAAAUAUCGCUACUGAUAUAUCCAACAAGUUGAAUAAUUCUGCCUCAUCAAGUGAUUUUGAUGGGUUGGUUGGGAUGACUGCUCAUUUGAAGAAGAUGGAACCAUUGUUAUGCCUAGGCUCAGAUGAAGUGAGGAUGAUUGGGAUUUGGGGUCCUUCUGGGAUUGGAAAGACGACCAUUGCUAGAGUUGUAUACAACAAACUCUCCAACAGUUUCCAACUGAGUGUCUUUAUGGAAUCUAUCGAAGCAAAAUAUACAAGACCAUGUUCCGAUGACUAUAGUGCCAAGUUGCAGUUACAACAGCAGUUUAUGUCUCAAAUAACCAACCAGAGUGAUAUGAAGAUUUCUCAUUUAGGUGUUGUUCAAGAUAGGCUAAAAGACAAGAAAGUUCUUGUUGUUCUUGAUGGUGUGGACAAGUCAAUGCAACUAGAUGCCAUGGCAAAAGAAACUUGGUGGUUUGGUCCUGGGAGUCGGAUUAUCAUCACAACACAAAAUCGAAUGAUUUUUAGGGGACAUGGGAUUAAACAUAUUUACAAGGUGGAUUUUCCAUCAACUGAUGCCCUUCAAAUCUUGUGCACAUAUGCUUUUGGUCAAAACUCCCCUAAACAUGGUUUUGAAGAACUGGCUCGGGAAGUUACACAACUUGCUGGUGAACUUCCUUUGUGUCUUAGGGUUAUAGGCUCAUAUUUUCGAGGAAUGUCUAAGCUGGAGUGGACGAAAGCACUACCAAAGUUAAGGAGUAGCCUUGACGCUGAUAUUCUUAGCAUUUUGAAGUUCAGCUAUGAUGCCUUAGAUGACGAAGACAAAUAUUUGUUUCUUCAUAUAGCUUGCUUGUUCAAUCAUGAAUGGAUUGUGAAAGUGGAAGAGUAUCUUGCAGAGACGUUCUUGGAUGUGAGUCAUCGGCUUAAUGUCUUAGCUGAGAAAUCUCUCAUAUCUUUGAAUAGGGGAUGUAUAAACAUGCAUGAUUUGCUAGUCAAACUAGGUAGAGAUAUUGUCCGUAAACAGUCUAUUCGUGAGCCUGGACAACGCCUAUUUUUGGUUGAUGCACGAGAAAUUUGUGAAGUACUCAAUCUUGAUGCGAACGGUAGUAGAAGUGUUAUGGGCAUAAAUUUCAACUUUGGUGAGGAUAGGAUCAAGGAAAAGUUACAUAUAAGUGAGAGAGCCUUUCAAGGAAUGUCUAAUCUCCAAUUCUUAAGAGUCAAAGGGAAUAACAAUACAAUACAUCUACCGCACGGUUUAGAGUAUAUAUCUCGUAAACUUCGAUUACUACACUGGACUUAUUUUCCGAUGACAUGUUUGCCUCCUAUUUUCAACACGGAGGUGCUGGUUGGACUAGUCAUGCCUUACAGCAAACUUGAGAAGUUGUGGGAAGGAAUUAAACCGCUUCCAAAUCUCAAGCGGAUGGAUUUGAGUUCGUCUCUCCUCUUAAAGGAGCUUCCUGACCUCUCAACUGCCACCAAUCUUCAGGAAUUGAAUCUGAGUGGUGGCUCCAGCCUGGUGAAGCUCCCCUCCGCUAUUGGGUGUACCAAAAAUCUUCGGACAUUGAAUCUUCGUUAUUGCUCAAGUCUGAUGAAUCUCCCUUCCUCUAUUGGGAAUGCCACUAAUCUCGAGUUAUUAGAUCUUAGCAGUUUAUCAAGUCUGGUGGAGCUCCCUUCCUCUAUUGGGAAUCUCAUCAAUCUAAAAGAAUUGCAUCUUAGCAGUUUAUCAAGUCUGGUGGAGCUCCCUUCCUCUAUUGGGAAUCUCAUCAAUCUAAAAGAAUUGCAUCUUAGCAGUUUAUCAAGUCUGGUGGAGCUCCCUUCCUCUAUUGGGAAUCUCAUCAAUCUAAAAGAAUUGCAUCUUAGCAGUUUAUCAAGUCUGGUGGAGCUCCCUUCCUCUAUUGGGAAUCUCAUCAAUCUAAAAGAAUUGCAUCUUAGCAGUUUAUCAAGUCUGGUGGAGCUCCCUUCCUCUAUUGGGAAUCUCAUCAAUCUAAAAGAAUUGGAUCUUAGCAGUUUAUCAUGUCUAGUGGAGCUCCCUUUCUGGAUUGGAAAUGCCACCAACCUUGAGGUUUUAAACCUUGACCAAUGCUCAAAUCUGGUAAAGCUCCCCUUUUCUAUUGGAAACCUUCAGAAGUUGCAAAAGUUGACCUUACGAGGAUGCUCUAAGCUAGAAGAUCUUCCAGCCAACAUCAAAUUGGGAUCUCUUUGCUUACUUGAUCUCACUGAUUGCUUGCUGUUGAAAAGGUUUCCUGAGAUCUCCACAAACGUUGAAUUUCUCUAUCUCAAAGGAACCACAAUAGAAGAAGUCCCUUCAUCAAUCAAAUCUUGGUCUCGUCUCACUAAGUUGCAUAUGUCAUACAGUGAAAAUCUCAAGAACUUUCCUCAUGCUUUUGACAUCAUCACAGUGCUGCAAGUGACCAAUACAGAAAUACAAGAGUUUCCCCCAUGGGUCAACAAAUUCUCUCGUUUAACAGUACUCAUACUCAAGGGAUGCAAAAAGCUGGUAUCACUCCAACAGAUUCCAGAUUCCCUCUCUUACAUAGAUGCAGAAGAUUGUGAGUCCCUGGAGAGACUAGAUUGCUCCUUUCAGGAUCCAAAUAUUUGGCUCAAAUUUUCUAAGUGCUUCAAACUGAAUCAAGAAGCCAGAGACCUCAUUAUCCAGACACCGACUAGUAAAUAUGCGGUCUUACCCGGCAGAGAAGUGCCUGCAUACUUCACUCACCAAUCUACUACUGGAGGUUCCUUGACAAUCAAGCUGAACGAGAAGCCUCUUCCUACAUCCAUGAGGUUUAAGGCUUGCAUUUUGCUGGUUCAUAAAGGUGAUGAUGAGGCUCGUGAUGAUGAAAACUGGAUGGAUGGAAAUGGCUUUUACACUGUUAGUUGUAAAAAAAGUGAGCAUCAUUUAUAUCCAGUUUUAGCAGAGCAUGUGUACGUAUUUGAAGUCGAAGCAGAUGUGACUUCCAGCGAGCUUGUCUUUGAGUUCAAAUUCGGCAAACCGAAUUGGAAGAUAAAAGAAUGUGGGGUAUUCCAACUCUCGGAGGUCCUGUGAUGAAUCUUCAAAAAGUGAUUUCUGAAACACCCUUGAUGAAACUGAAGUCUGUGGUGAAGUAAUGGACACAGUCACUACACAAUUCAAGAGCAUAAUGAGAGAAGCAAAAAGGUAAUCUAAUCUAAAUGUUGAUAGAUUUUGUACAAUGUUGAGGAAUUUGAAAGCUCUCUGUAUCUGCAAAUUUUCAUCUAAUUACAGAUAGGUUUUUCGUCGGACGAUCAUCAAUCUUCGAUCCUAGAAGUUACAGUGAGCAAAGUAUCGUCCAACAGGCUGUCACCAACGUACGCUACAAGAAACCUUUUUUGUGCAGAACCCACAGGUCUUUUGCUCGUUGUUGCCGCUACAGUUCCUAUGGAGCGGCUAAAAAAAACUUCUUUGCACCAAAGAUACUUCUAACUCUAACCCAAAGACAUUGGUGUCUGAAAGUCUUGCUUGUUCUAAGCUUACAUUGAGUUCUUCGGUUGCCUUUGUUGAUGAUGUGAAGAUGUUUUUGUUCUUUUUAGUAUGUGUUUAGAUCAAAUGAAAGAGUUGCAACUUCUCUUAGAUCUUUGAAUCUGUGGUCUAAGAGCAUGGAACAGACAUGAACAGAGAGUUUCACAUGGUUC
Messenger RNA from Arabidopsis lyrata subsp. lyrata, 4556 nucleotides. RefSeq names its product disease resistance protein TAO1-like. Gene Ontology annotation, molecular function: ADP binding. NCBI's taxonomy places the organism in Eukaryota, Viridiplantae, Streptophyta, Magnoliopsida, Brassicales, Brassicaceae. Gene Ontology annotation, biological process: signal transduction; defense response. The record is from RefSeq and is a predicted model, not a curated record.